Toxotes jaculatrix (banded archerfish) is the source of this 2238-nucleotide messenger RNA. RefSeq names its product GTPase IMAP family member 4-like. Gene Ontology annotation, molecular function: GTP binding. The record is from RefSeq and is a predicted model, not a curated record. NCBI's taxonomy places the organism in Eukaryota, Metazoa, Chordata, Actinopteri, Toxotidae. The transcript has 3 exons. Bases 115 to 1776 code for a protein of 553 amino acids.
AAAGGAACUGUGGUAGACACACUCAUCAAUCCUUACUUCAGCUCGCACUGUAUCUUCAGUCUUUGACUCUGCAUUUUUUAACCUAAAGUGGACGGCAAUUUUUACAGUCCAAACAUGGCCAACAAAUCAGGAUUUAUCAGAAUGAAUGAUGAGCAGCUGAGGAUUGUGAUGGUGGGGAAGACAGGGAAUGGGAAGAGCGCCACCGGAAACACCAUUCUGGGACGGAAGUGCUUUGAAUCAAAGUGCAGCGCAAAGUCUUUGACUGUAGAAUGUUCGAAGGGGCACACUGUGGUAGAUGGAAAACAGGUUGCUGUCAUUGACACCCCAGGUCUGUUUGACACCAGGUUUGAACAGGAACAAACAACUAAACUUUUAAAUGACUGCAUCUCUUUUGCUGCUCCUGGACCCCAUAUCUUCCUGGUGGUCAUCAAGGUGGGCAGAUUCACACAGGAGGAAAAGCAGACAGUGCAGAAGAUUAAGGAACUCUUUGGCAAGGAUGCAGAUAGAUACAGCAUGGUUCUCUUUACUGGUGCUGACUUUCUGGACACCACUAUCGAGGACUUCUUGGACGAAAGUCCAGACCUUCAAGAACUUGUCCACAGAUGUAACGGCCAGUACCAUGUCUUCAAUAAUAAGCUGAGUAGUCCGUCUCAGGUCAGUGAGCUGCUCCAGAAGGUCAGAAAUAUAGUCCAGAAGAACGGAGGAAGCCACUACACCAAUGAGAUGUUCCAAGAGGCUGAGAGGGCAAUUGAAGAGGAGAAACAACGUCAGCUGAGGAUUGUGAUGGUGGGGAAGACAGGGAAUGGGAAGAGCGCCACCGGAAACACCAUUCUGGGACGGAAGUGCUUUGAAUCAAAGUGCAGCGCAAAGUCUUUGACUGUAGAAUGUUCGAAGGAGCACACUGUGGUAGAUGGAAAACAGGUUGCUGUCAUUGACACCCCCGGUCUGUUUGACACCAGGUUUGAACAGGAACAAACAACUAAAGUUUUAAAUGACUGCAUCUCUUUUGCUGCUCCUGGACCCCAUAUCUUCCUGGUGGUCAUCAAGGUGGGCAGAUUCACACAGGAGGAAAAGCAGACAGUGCAGAAGAUUAAGGAACUCUUUGGCAAGGAUGCAGAUAGAUACAGCAUGGUUCUCUUUACUGGUGCUGACUUUCUGGACACCACUAUCGAGGACUUCUUGGACGAAAGUCCAGACCUUCAAGAACUUGUCCACAGAUGUAACGGCCAGUACCAUGUCUUCAAUAAUAAGCUGAGUAGUCCGUCUCAGGUCAGUGAGCUGCUCCAGAAGGUCAGAAAUAUAGUCCAGAAGAAUGGAGGAAGCCACUACACCAAUGAGAUGUUCCAAGAGGCUGAGAGGGCAGUUGAAGAGGAGAAACAACGUGUUCUGAAAGAGAAAGAAGAGGAAAUACGCAGAGAACGAGAGAAACUGGAGAGGAAGCUUCAAGAAGAACAUGAAAAAGCAAUAAUGAGAAUUAAUGAACAACUCCAGGCUGAGAGAGAGAGGGAGAGGAGAGAGAGGGAGGAGGAGAGAAAGAGGGAGAAGCAGGAGAUGAAUGAGGAGAGACGGAAGGAGAGGGAGGAGAGAGAAGCAGAGAGAAAGAGAGAGAGAGAGCAGAAGGAAAGGGAGUUGGAAAAAAUGAAGGAUGAAUUAAAAGCAAACCAUGACAGAGAACUUGAAAUGCAAGAGAGCAGAUUGAGGGAAAGCUAUGAGAGAAACGCCAGGGUUCAAGCUGAACAUUGUAAUACAUACAGUUCACCAUGUAAUAUCCUGUAAAAUCAGUAAAACCAGCUUCUGUUUCCUCAGUGCAGUUGGUCUGUUUCAGUCAAAUUAAAAUUUCCACCAGACAUACUUAAACCCUUUUCAGAACAUCAAAACAUAACUCUUGUAAAAAUGAUGAGUUGAAUUAAAGCCCAACUAAACAGGCUAUUCUCUAAAAUCAUAACAUUAAGUUUGUAAAUAUUAUGAUAAUCUAUUAUAUUUCUCUUGGGAUGAUUUUCUCUAGAAACCCUUUGUUCCUACACGCAUAUCGAAAUUAAAUGGAAGUGUCCUUUACAAAGGUUUGGGAAUUUGGGUGAAGCUGUGUUGAAUACUGUCAGUUAUUUGUGAAGCUUUACUUCUGCUGAAACAACAGGUGUAAAUGAAAAAAAAGAAUCAACUGAAACUCAAACUUAAAAUCUGAUGAUUAAAGUGAAUAAACAAUUCUGUUGUAGUUUAAUAAACCUGCUCCCACUCAAA